CCGGACGUACUCUGUAAAGCCGAGAGUUACUUCCUGCUCUCCGGUUUGUUUCAUCAGCCACACGAUUCUUGCUGGAGGUGACAGAAGAGCUUCUCCUCAGGCUUCACGAAAAUGGGAGACCCUGUCACCAAGUACACGGCCCGACUGCAGCAACAGGAGCAGGAGAUCCAGAAUUUGUCUGCAGAGAUUAAGAGUCUGGAAAACACGCAGAACCUGAGUCCAUCUCCACAUCUGGAAGAGCUGCGGGAGGAAAACGCCCGAUUGAAGUACCGCCUCAACAUCCUUGAGAAGAGUCUGCAAGAAGAGUCGCUGACUCACUCCAGCAAAUCCAUGAUAAACAUCAAUCAGCAGCUUCAGCAGAUUUUUGUCAAGGCUAUCCGGGCCUCCUGUCCCGAGCUCGACAACCCGCCGCUCUUAAUCACGCCGAGCCAGCAGGCCAAGUUUGGAGACUACCAGUGCAACAGUGCCAUGAGUAUGGCCCAGAUGCUGAAGGCUAAGGGGACAAAGGUGAACCCGAGGGAAAUUGCAGAGAACAUCAUCCAAAAUCUUCCUGACAAUGAAAUCAUCCAGAAAACUGAGAUCGCAGGACCAGGCUUCAUCAACAUCCACCUGAAGAAGGCAUUUGUGUCCAGACUGUUGAGCAACCUGUUGAUCAAUGGAGUGCAGCCCCCACCGCUGGCAUCCAAGAAGAGGGUGGUGGUGGAUUUCUCCUCUCCAAACAUUGCCAAAGAGAUGCACGUGGGUCACCUGCGCUCCACCAUCAUUGGGGACAGCAUGUGUCGCCUGUUUGAGUUUCUGGGCUACGACGUCCUCAGGUUGAACCAUGUGGGAGACUGGGGUACACAGUUUGGGAUGCUGAUCGCUCACCUGCAGGAUAAGUUUCCAGACUACCUGACCGUCUCCCCUCCCAUCAGCGACCUGCAGGCCUUCUACAAAGAAUCGAAGAAGCGCUUCGACGGCGAGGAGGACUUUAAGAAACGGGCGUACCAGUGUGUCGUGAAACUGCAGAGCAAAGAGCCAGACUUCAUCAAAGCCUGGAACCUCAUCUGCGACGUUUCCAGGAAAGAGUUUCAGAAGGUUUACGACUGCCUGGACAUCCACCUUAUCGAGAGAGGAGAGUCGUACUACCAGGACAUGAUGAUGGAGGUGGUGAAGGAGUUUGAGGAGAAAGGCCUGGUACAGCUUGACGAGGGUCGUAAGAUCGUCUUCGCCCCAGGUCAGUCCGUCCCCCUCACUGUUGUCAAGUCAGAUGGUGGCUACACCUACGACACGUCGGACCUCGCGGCCAUACGUCAGCGAAUCUUCGAAGAGAAGGCCGACAUUAUCAUCUACGUCACAGACAGUGGGCAGAGCUCGCACUUCCAGUUGGUGUUUGGAGCAGCUCAGAUGAUCGGCUGGUACGACCCCAACGUCACCCGGGUGGAGCAUGCUGGCUUCGGAGUAGUGCUGGGGGAGGACAAGAAGAAGUUUAAGACUCGGUCUGGAGACACGGUGAGGCUCAUGGACCUGCUGGAGGAGGGACUGAAGAGGUGCAUGGACAAACUGAAAGAGAAGGAGCGAGAUAAGGUCCUGACUCCAGAGGAGCUCACCAAAGCUCAGAGGGCCGUCGCUUUCGGCUGCAUCAAAUACGCCGAUCUCUCCCACAACCGCAUCAACGACUACGUCUUCUCGUUUGAUAAGAUGCUGGAUGACCGGGGCAACACGGCAGCGUAUCUCCUCUACGCCUUCACUCGUAUCAGGUCCAUUGCUCGUCUGGCCUGCCUUGAUGAGACCACGCUGAAGAAGGCGGCAGAGAACACAGAGGUCCUCCUGGACCACGAGAAGGAGUGGAAGUUGGGCAAGUGCAUUCUACGGUUCCCAGAGAUCCUGCAGAGGAUCCUGGAUGACCUGCUCCUCCACACGCUGUGCGACUACCUUUACGAGCUCGCCACCACCUUCACUGAGUUCUACGACAGCUGCUAUUGUGUGGAGAAGGACCGGCAGACGGGGGAGAUCAUUAAGAUCAACAUGUGGAGGAUGCUGCUCUGUGAAGCCACGGCAGCCAUCAUGGCCAAAGGCUUUGACAUCCUGGGUAUCAACCCAGUCGAGAGGAUGUGAUGUCCAGUUUCAGUCCAGAAUAAGGGGAAGCCUGAAAACAAACCCUGUCAGUGUGAACUCAGUGGACUUGAAGAAUUAUUUUUCCAUAACAGUUAUUAUAUCCAACAGGGAAGGGUAAAAUCAUUGUACUCUGUUCAUUAAUUAACAUCUCAUGUGAGGGAUAUUUUUAUUAAAGAAUCAUUAUGAGACCAAAAUAA
This is a messenger RNA of Archocentrus centrarchus (flier cichlid), 2294 nucleotides long. RefSeq names its product arginyl-tRNA synthetase 1 (gene rars1). The record is from RefSeq and is a predicted model, not a curated record. Gene Ontology annotation, cellular component: cytoplasm. Gene Ontology annotation, molecular function: arginine-tRNA ligase activity; ATP binding. The coding region runs from base 112 to 2097 and encodes 661 amino acids. NCBI's taxonomy places the organism in Eukaryota, Metazoa, Chordata, Actinopteri, Cichliformes, Cichlidae. Gene Ontology annotation, biological process: arginyl-tRNA aminoacylation. The transcript is spliced from 15 exons.